Messenger RNA from Pieris macdunnoughi, 1161 nucleotides. The record is from the annotation of a GenBank genome assembly. NCBI's taxonomy places the organism in Eukaryota, Metazoa, Arthropoda, Insecta, Lepidoptera, Pieridae.
AUGUGGGAACUGGAUUCUGACACGGGAUCCCAGAGCGCAUCGUCGGAUGGUAUUCGACGUAGACAAGGAUGGGAUCCCGAAGCCGAGAGUCUUGCAUCCCAAAUCGAUGAGCUCGAUGAGGUCCUUGCGGAAGAGGAGGAAGGAUGUCCUCUACCAUCGACUCCCGAAGAUCAACACUUACUCGAUGCGGAAAUGGCCGAGGUUUUGAAGGCUGGUGUUUUGUCCGAUGAAAUUGAUCUCGGAGCUUUGGCGCACAACGCUGCGGAACAAGCUGAAGAAUUUGUUCGUAAGGUGUGGGAGGCGUCGUGGAAUGUAUGCCACUUUAGACACCUGCCGCGUUGGCUUCAAGACAAUGAUUACUUACACAGAGGCCACCGACCACCACUACCAUCUUUCAGUGCUUGCUUUGCGUCUAUUUUCCGCAUUCACACAGAAACUGGCAAUAUUUGGACCCACCUACUUGGAUGCAUCGCUUUCAUCGGCGUAGCUAUUUAUUUUGUAACACGACCUUCCAUUGAAAUUCAAACACAAGAGAAGAUGAUAUUUGGAGUGUUUUUCGUUGGUGCUAUUGUUUGUUUGGGAUGUUCUUUUGCAUAUCACACACUGCAUUGUCAUUCGGAAAUGGUCGGAAAACUGUUCUCCAAAUUGGAUUACUGUGGAAUAGCUCUGCUUAUAAUGGGUUCAUUUGUUCCUUGGCUGUACUACAGCUUCUACUGCCAUUAUAGACCGAAAAUAAUAUAUCUAUCAGUGGUUGUGGUGCUUGGUUUUCUGUCCAUCAUAGUGUCACUGUGGGAUAGAUUCUCUGAGCCCCGACUAAGGCCUCUUCGUGCAGGAGUUUUUAUGGGUUUUGGUCUCUCUGGUGUAGUUCCUGCCAUUCACUAUGGUAUCACUGAAGGCUGGUUAAGCCAAGUGAGUAAAGCAUCAUUAGGUUGGCUGGUGCUAAUGGGGCUUUUGUAUAUUCUAGGGGCAAUGUUUUAUGCCCUGCGUGUUCCUGAAAGAUGGUUCCCAGGCAAGUGUGAUAUCUGGUUCCAGUCCCACCAGAUCUUCCAUGUGCUUGUCAUUGUUGCCGCAUUUGUCCACUAUCAUGGAAUUAGUGAGCUAGCUUCAUACAGAGUCACUGUAGGAGAGUGUUCAAUACCCCAAUCCUCAAUUGCAUUCUAA